Molecule: messenger RNA, 2182 nt
Organism: Poecilia reticulata (guppy)
Lineage: Eukaryota; Metazoa; Chordata; Actinopteri; Cyprinodontiformes; Poeciliidae
Source: RefSeq, a predicted model, not a curated record
AAACAAUCCUCAUAACUCGGGUUCAGGACCCGAAAUUUUGCGCAUGCGCAUAGUACGUUUAAAAACGUCGCAACCCCUCUCAGAAACACACGCUCUCCGGACCAUUUUCACGCAUGCCCAAAACAAAGAUGGAGGCGUCUGACCAUGAUUACAGUUACCCUCUCGCCAAUGCUGAGGCUGAACACCAACAACUCCAUAUAACAGUUCAGACGGGGCGUUCACUGCCGUCUAUGAAAAAGUGUCACUGCUGUCCAUCUCCACAGUAUCAUUGUCCGUUUUGCGGGCCAGGAUUUUUUAAGCCCACUAAACUGUCAAAGGUCAAGAUCCACAUGGACGGUCAUUUUAAUAAAGCAGUUUCCUAUCUAGAUUACACCAUUCAUAGAUGUGGACUCGGUUGCAGGAAACGGCAACACUUUCACUGCUUGUACUGCACGGCUACCGUACUCAGGAAAAGAGACCUUAAAGUCCAUCUUUCAUUCUGCCACAUGAAACACACCCGAACACCGUCUGUUCAGACCUCAGACUCUCCAGCGCCGGCACAAGACCCAAACCCCACACGGUCUGCCUGGGACUCAAAACCUACACGGUCUACCCACAUCCCAAAUCCUACAAAACUUGCUUACUGUGCAAAGUUAGAGGAAGUACUGCCUUCAUGGCUUAACAACACUCUCCUCAUUCUCCGGGACCCUGUAGUUCACACACGCUCAGAGAAACCCUCCGAGCUCCAGCCUCUUCCCUCUCCGGGCCUUGUUGGUAUGAAAGAGGAUAAAAUAAAGAUGUCCAAAGACCAUGACUAUGGUUCCAACCUUGCUGAGGCUGAACCAAAGGAGAACAAGCUCCAUAUAACAAUUCAGACGGGGCGUUCACUGCCCUUUGUGAAAAAGUGUCGCUGCUGCCCAUCUCCACAGUAUCACUGUCCGUUUUGUGGUCUAGAAUUUUUUAAACCCACAAAACUGUCAAAGCUCAAAAUUCAUUUGAGUGGACAUAUUAAAAAAGCAAUUCCCCAUGGAGAUUACACCAUUCAUAGAUGUGGACUCAGUUGCAGGAAACAGCAACACUUUCAUUGUUUGUAUUGUACGGCUACGGUGCUCAGAAAAAGAGACCUGAAAGUCCAUCUUUCAUGCCACAUAAAACAUACAAGAACUCCUCCAGCUUCUGACCAGAGCUCAGACUCUUCUUUUGAGAUGCCUACCCAAACCCUGGCCCCUACAUCCUCUGCCCAGACACCAAGUCCUGUAACAUCUGUCCUGAGCCCAAACCCAACAUCACUUCCCCACAGCCCCAAAAAACGAGCUUGCAGCACUAAGUUAGAGGAAGUACUGCCUUUAAGACCAAACAAAAUUGACCCGUAUAGCCUCCCUCAGAACCCUCUAGUUCAAACGUGUGUCAAACAACUUUCUGUGGUAAAACCUCGCUGCUUUCCAGAUUGUGGUGGGACACAAUCUAGAGGCUCAGGACCAUCUAUGAUGGUUUCAACAUUGGUGAGCAAUCAUUGAGGAAAGCAAAAUCACACCAUUUGUAGAUGUAGACUCAGUUGCAUGAAACAGCAACUGUACGGCUACGGUACUCAGGAAAAGAGACCUAAAUGUCCAUCUUUCAUUCUGCCACAUGAAACACACAAGAACUCUGUCGGAUCGGAGCCCAAGCUCUUUUUCUUCAUCCAAGGAAUUAAGUUUUGAGACUCUUGAAGACCAUAUCCCAGAUCCAUUUCCAGACCUCACGCCAUAUGUGACUCAGAGCAGAUGCUCUCUACAUAUUUUGAUAUUCACAUUAUGAUCAAAUUGUGACAUUCUGUUAAUUCAAUGCAGAUUUUCAAAAAUAAAUGUGCCUUUUAUUCACACAACAGCAACUUUAUGUUAUGUUAAGAUAUAACAGAUGUAUCUUAGGUUGGCAUCACAAUCACCUAAGACAUAGAUAUUUGAAUGCAUACUUGUUAAACCAAGUCCAGUGUGUAUGUAUGUUUGUAUUAUUGGUAUUACAUUAUAAUAAAUUUAUUACAUAGUCAUUAAAACACCGUUAUGUUAUGCACAUUUUGUGAAAGUAAAAAAUAGGAGUACCAAGUAACUGAUCUAAACAUCAACAUUUAUUUUAAAAAUUGCAUCAUCACAUGGACCAAAACAUGAAGUUAUGUGGAAAUGUUGCUGUUCUAAAGAUCAAAAUGAAAAUAAUUCAUAGAAAUAAU